CGGGCCGCGGUGGCCGCCGCCGCCUCCGCUCGCCAGGGCCGCCCGCGCUGCGCGGCUCAGCCUGGGCUGCGGCUCCAAAGAACCGGCGCGGGUGCCCGGGGUCCCCGUCCUCUCGACCCUCGCCGGCUGCCCCCUCCUCUCCCCUGAAACAGCGUCCGAGGGAAGGGAAAAGCGGCGAGAGUUGCCAGCACGAAGGUUUAGUUGAACAGUGUUUGAAAGACAAUAUUAUCAUCAUGAAUGCUAAUAAAGAUGAGAAGCCAAGGUCCAGAAGUCAAGAUCUUCACCUUCUUCAUGCUUGGAUGAUGCUAACCACGACUGUGCUGUUUCUUCCCAUCACUGAAACAUCUAAACAAAAUAUCCCACGUCUCAAGCUAACUUACAAAGACUUGCUGCUUUCAAACAGCUGCAUUCCCUUUUUGGGUUCAUCUGAAGGACUGGAUUUCCGGACUCUUCUUUUAGAUGAGGAGAGGGGCAGGCUGCUCCUAGGAGCCAAGGACCAUGUCUUCCUGCUCAGUCUGGUGGACUUAAACAAAAACUUUAAGAAGAUUUAUUGGCCUGCUGCUAAGGAACGAGGGGAACUAUGUAAAUUAGCUGGAAAAGAUGCCAAUACAGAAUGUGCAAAUUUCAUCCGAGUACUGCAACCUUAUAAUAGGACCCACGUUUAUGUGUGUGGAACCGGAGCAUUUCAUCCACUAUGUGGAUAUAUUGAUCUUGGAGUCAACAAGGAGGAACUCAUAUUUAAACUAGACAUGCACAGCUUGGAGUCUGGCAGACUGAAAUGUCCCUUUGAUCCCCAGCAGCCUUUUGCUUCAGUAAUGACAGAUGAGUACCUCUACUCUGGAACAGCUUCUGAUUUCCUUGGCAAAGACACUGCAUUCACAAGGUCCCUUGGGCUGACACAGGACCACCAUUACAUCAGAACUGACAUUUCAGAACACUACUGGCUCAAUGGAGCAAAAUUUAUUGGAACAUUCCCCAUUCCAGAUACUUAUAAUCCAGAUGAUGAUAAAAUAUAUUUCUUCUUUCGGGAAUCAUCUCAGGAAGGCAGCACAUCUGACAGAAGCAUUCUUUCAAGAGUUGGGAGAGUUUGCAAGAAUGAUGUAGGUGGGCAACGAAGUCUGAUAAACAAAUGGACUACUUUUCUUAAGGCGAGACUCAUUUGUUCAAUUCCUGGAAGCGAUGGGGCAGAUACUCAUUUUGAUGAACUCCAAGACAUUUAUUUGCUCCCUACAAGAGAUGAAAGAAAUCCUGUAGUAUAUGGAGUCUUUACCACAACCAGCUCCAUCUUCAAAGGCUCUGCUGUCUGUGUGUAUAGCAUGGCUGACAUCAGAGCAGUUUUUAAUGGCCCAUAUGCCCAUAAGGAAAGUGCAGACCAUCGCUGGGUCCAGUAUGAUGGAAGAAUACCUUAUCCCCGACCCGGGACGUGUCCAAGCAAAACCUAUGACCCACUGAUUAAAUCCACCCGAGACUUUCCUGACGAUGUCAUCAGUUUCAUAAGGCGGCACCCGGUGAUGUACAAGUCGGUGUACCCAGUGGCGGGAGCGCCAACCUUCAAGAGAAUCAAUGUGGACUAUAGACUGACACAGAUAGUGGUGGAUCACGUGGUUGCUGAAGACGGACAAUAUGAUGUCAUGUUUCUGGGAACAGACAUUGGAACAGUCCUCAAAGUUGUCAGCAUUUCCAAGGAGAAGUGGAAUAUGGAAGAAGUAGUCCUGGAGGAGCUUCAGGUGUUCAAGCACCCAACAGCCAUCUUGAAUAUGGAGCUGUCGCUGAAACAGCAACAGUUGUACGUUGGUUCCUGGGAUGGAUUGGUUCAGCUCUCCUUGCACAGAUGUGACAUUUAUGGGAAAGCAUGUGCAGAUUGCUGUCUUGCCAGAGACCCCUACUGUGCUUGGGAUGGAAAUGCUUGCUCAAGAUAUGCACCCACUUCCAAAAGGCGAGCUAGACGGCAGGAUGUAAAGUACGGGGACCCAAUCACUCAGUGCUGGGACGUAGAAGACAGCAUUAGUCAUGAAACAGCUGAUGAAAAGGUGAUUUUCGGAAUUGAAUUUAAUUCAACCUUUCUGGAGUGUAUGCCUAAAUCCCAGCAAGCCUCUGUUAAGUGGUACAUCCAACGGUCAGGAGACGAACAUCGUGAGGAGUUGAAACCUGAUGAAAGGAUCAUCAAAACGGACUAUGGGCUACUGAUUCGAAGUCUGCAGAAGAAGGACUCUGGGAUGUAUUACUGCAAAGCACAGGAGCACACUUUCAUCCACACCGUAGUGAAGCUGACUUUGAAUGUCAUUGAGAAUGAACAGAUGGAAAAUACCCAGAGGGCAGAGCACCAGGAGGGGCAGGUCAAGGAUCUAUUGGCUGAGUCACGGUUGAGAUACAAAGACUACAUCCAAAUCCUUAGCAGCCCAAACUUCAGCCUGGACCAGUACUGCGAACAGAUGUGGUACAGGGAGAAGCGGAGACAGCGCAACAAGGGAGGCCCAAAGUGGAAGCACAUGCAGGAAAUAAAGAAGAAACGGAAUCGACGACAUCACAGAGACCUGGAUGAGCCCCAUAGAUCUGUGCCUACAGAGUUUUCUAUUUAAUUUAAAGAGGAAAUUAUUUACCUGCCUGCAAAAUACUGUCUUGGUUUGUACAUCCCUCAUGGCAAUUCACACAUGCCUUCCAUGGAAUCUCAUUAAGGCACAGAUUGAUAUACUGAGUAAGACUGCCUAUGGUAGAUACGAAUUCAUCUAAACCAGCUUUUGAGAGCAAAACUUGUAUCAGGAAAGUCAAGAACUGUCCUCAAAAUAGGAGCCUUACAUUUACAAAUGUUUUAUGUUUUGAAUUUAAUGUCACAUAUAGAAGUAAGCUAAAUUAACAUCUCCAGGUCCAAUGGAAGGUGCUUUCUCCCCAAGCAUGUCCAUUACACAUGGAGUUUAUCAUGCAGUUGGUUGUAUUCUUAUAAGCAGUUAAGUCAUUUCUUUCUAGAACUGGUGACCUUGUAGGGAUUCGAGGAGAAGCACAAAUCAAAACAGCUUAUGUUAAUAAUAGGAACUUUCUCAAGGAGCCAUCAAUCCACACUUAGAGCCAGGUAUGAGAAUUUAGAAAUGUGUAUUCCUUCUUUCAGGCCACAGGGAACAUCUAGUGCACUUCAAAGUGAUUUUUUGAGAGGGUGUUAAUGAUCCCAACAAGGUUCCUUGUGAUUGGUCAAGAGAAAUGGGUUCACAGAUAGAACCUGCUGCUUAAUGGUGUGUUCUAGAAUACAGAAUGAACAAUUCCUGUUUUAAUAACAUGGGGAAAUAUUUUGAUAUAGUGAGAGUGGUAUGAUGUGCACCGUCUCUCAGAUGGGACUUAGGAGACAGGCAGAAGGACAGACAUGAAUUCUGGGGAAAACUUGUAUUGCAUGAGAAGGAAGGGGACCACGCACAAACUAGAUAGAAUGUAAGGGAACUGUUUCCACUGGAGCAUAACUAUCUCCUAACUUGUAAUGUAUCAGUCAAAAACAAUCCAGAUAGAACAAACCGUUAGCAAAAGCUCAUGUGAAAGUAAAAUUUGUAAAGAAUUAUGGGAUGGCAGUAUUUUAUUUAUAACUGAUGUACUUCUUUGUUCUCUUUUUUCUAAGUAUUUAUCACAUUCUGUAUAUUGUUUGCAUUUACAUCUUUAUUUGAUUAUAGUUGAGUGAACAGGAGAAAACAAUAUGUAAUACAUACAGAGAUAAUUAAGUAGAUGACCAAGGUGGGGAGUGGGGCUAUAUAUUUGUUAAAUGAAUGGCUAAGUGCAAACUUUUGAUGACGGGAAGGGUUAAAUUAACUCUUUGACAUCCUUUUCUUUACACAAAUUUUCUGAAUUUCCAAGGUGAUAUAUUGUAGUUCAAGCAGCAUUGUUUUAGCAGUUUUACAAAAAGCAAGUCUGCCAUGGGGAGAGAAAACAAACAGCAUUAACAUAAAUACCACUUGUGUUUUCUUAGCAUGUUUUAAAUUGCACUUUCCCUCUGAACAGUACUUCCCUCUGGUCUCCGCAGAACUCACCUUUCCUCCCUCCAGCACAAAGCCUUUCUCUGCUGGGCCCCUUUCACACUCUUUAUAGUGUGAAAUGAACAAUUAGUCACUUCCUCACAAAGAAUGCAGCUUUUUAGAAAACCAACAGACGUUGCUUGUUUCUCAUGCAUUCUACACGCUCUGAAAGCAGUCUGUGUGAAGACUGUGUGAUUAAAGACCAAUGUUACAGAGUCAAUCUCUUCAUUCUACAUAGCAUCAGGAUCUUACAUUCAUUUCAUCUGCAUUGGGGACCUGUCUCAAAGGCAUCACACUCAUCUGUGGGGGCCGAGUACAGUAAUGAAUAAUUGUAGAUGCUUCACCCUAAGGAGAAGGAAAAGUGAAGGAACUAUUUUAAUAAGUGAACCAAAAUGAAUUGCAUCUCCAGAAGAAAUACAUACAAAUACCUGUGUCAUGGUUGGACACACAGGGGCCUCAUCUGUGUGCAAACUCACAGACUUGCAGUAAACUCAAAGCAAGUCAGAGGAGGCAUGCUUCACUUAAAAAAUACUUUCAAAUAGCUGUGUUUCGAAAAGAAAUACUCAAAUAUGGAUGGCAUUGAAAACUUACACAAGGUUCUAUAUUUGUAUUGACUUCUGAACAUUAAUUUUAUCUAGAUAAGAAUGUCUAAACCAUUUUCUAAUUACUUAGUUCAAAUGUAAUUUUUUUCUAUAAACAUUCUGUAAAUCAAUUUUAUGUCCUAGGUUUAAAUAAAAUUCUGGCUGUUUGGAUAUAAAACUACUAAUGAUGAAUAAAAUAUAUUAUAAAAACUAUUAGUAAAAUAAGGUUACAUAAUAAAAGUGUGGACUAAGGUUUACAUGUAUUUUAAAAUACAAAUUAUACCUAAUCCACACUUUAUUACUUGUCCAGAACACUUGGAAAAGUGUGAAUACUCUUUAUUGGCAAAUGCAGUAUUUAUCUCCUUAGCACUGAAGAUGAGCAGACUCUGCACUGAAAUAAAGAAAAAGCAGAAUAUUGCUCAAAGUUUCAAAUAUUCAAAAACACCAGAUCUCUCAGAAGAGAUUCUAAAAUACCUAUUCAUUUAUAUAUAGAUAUAUUUUAGUCUUCAAUAUACAACUUUAACUUUCUUGUGUGCUUUUUGCUGAAUUGUUAUUCCAGUCAUUUGUGCUGCUAAAUGGCAUUGUGCCCAUCUGCAUUCAUUUGCAUUUAAUUUAUUGGGAAUUUUAAGAGUUUGUUUAGAAAUGGAUAACCUAAAUAAUCAAUUUAUGUAAAAUUCUUCUUUUUUUCUUUCCCAGUGAACUCAAAAUACUACCAUUCACAUGAUUGAGUAAACAUUUCAGAAGACACAGUCAAAUUAUUUAAAAAAUGCUAAGUAGUCAUAGGAAAAAUGAGUAAUUUGCAGGAGCCACAACAAGUCUCCAAGUAUCAUUCAAAUUCCAGCAUCUUUUGUUCAAAGGAAGACUUCCUCACACAAUGCCGCCAUGAUGUGGUCACAUAUGUGGAGCUUUCCUUUGCUCUAUAACUUGAUUCUUCGUCUAUUAUUACAUGCUAUUCCUACUCAAUGGCUUCAGUUAGAAGGUAGCAAGAGGGACUGCUUGCUGGAAUAACACAACCAAGCCUGAGUUCCCAGGACACCUAGUGUCAUUUCAUUCACAUGAAAAAAUAAAAUUAAAUUAAAUGAGACCUUCAGGAAACAUUGAUAUUUUUUAAAAAACAUAUAUCUAAGGUGUGUCUCUCACAUUUCACUGGACAAAUGAGUGAAACCAGGAGUCCCCUCUCUUCAGAGUGACAUUGGUAGCCACAUUUCUCACAUUUUUAGUGUCUCAUUUGUCACAGUGCGUUUUAACUGAAAAGCCUUUGGGUGGGGGCAUGGUUUUUUUUUUUUUUAAUAGAAAUUUAUAUUUUCUCAUAGUGUAUGAUCACAAUAUUACAAUUUUCACUUUGUAUGUGAGGUUAAAAAGGCAUAAGAUUUAAAAUUCCAAGACUCUGAAAAUCAAAAAUUUAGGUACAGAAGAAUGCACAGGUUUUGUAACUUUUGCUUAAUUACUCUGUGAUGUAAAUUAUUUGUGAAAAGUUUAAACAUAACAUUUGGGGAAAGAAAAAAAAAACUUGUCAGAAUCCACAGUUAAUUUUAAUUCUAGCAUUUUCAUUGGUAGCAAUCAAUGAUGAAUCAUUCUACUUUUAAAAAAUGUAGUCUUGUAGUAUAACAUAAUUAAAAUUGUUAAAUGUAUAUUUUGUUUGUAUUAUAAUAAAACAUGAGCUUCA
Molecule: messenger RNA, 6236 nt
Organism: Peromyscus leucopus (white-footed mouse)
Lineage: Eukaryota; Metazoa; Chordata; Mammalia; Rodentia; Cricetidae
Gene: Sema3d
Product: semaphorin 3D
Exons: 18
Coding region: 234-2579 (781 amino acids)
Biological process (GO): positive regulation of cell migration; negative regulation of axon extension involved in axon guidance; negative chemotaxis
Molecular function (GO): chemorepellent activity; semaphorin receptor binding
Source: RefSeq, a predicted model, not a curated record